Molecule: messenger RNA, 1446 nt
Organism: Erigeron canadensis
Lineage: Eukaryota; Viridiplantae; Streptophyta; Magnoliopsida; Asterales; Asteraceae
Product: NAC domain-containing protein JA2L-like
Exons: 3
Coding region: 119-1090 (323 amino acids)
Biological process (GO): regulation of DNA-templated transcription
Molecular function (GO): DNA binding
Source: RefSeq, a predicted model, not a curated record
UACAAUUCUAUUUCAUAUUAUUAUAUACUCUAUAAACAUUUCUCCCACCUUACUAAUUUCUUUUCAAACAAACAAAUAUAUACACAUUAUAUGCAAUAAUAAUACAAAUUAAAAUAGAAUGGUUGUUCCGGUUCAAGUGACGGAUCCAAUGACUCAGUUGAGUUUACCUCCGGGUUUCCGGUUUUACCCGACUGAUGAGGAGCUUAUGGUCCAAUAUCUUUGUCCAAAAGUGGCUGGACACGUUUUUUCGCUACAGAUCAUUGGAGAUGUUGAUCUUUAUAAGUUUGAUCCAUGGGACUUGCCAAGUAAGGCAAUGUUUGGAGAGAAGGAAUGGUAUUUUUUUAGUCCAAGAGAUCGAAAAUAUCCAAAUGGGACUCGACCCAAUAGAGUUGCGGGUUCGGGUUAUUGGAAGGCUACAGGAACGGAUAAGGUGAUCAUGUCUCAAGGAAAGAAGGUUGGAAUUAAGAAAGCUUUGGUUUUCUAUGUUGGUAAAGCUCCUAGAGGUUCCAAAACUAAUUGGAUCAUGCAUGAAUAUCGUCUUUCUGAAUCUCCUAAGAAAAAUAAUAGCCCCCGAUUGGAUGAUUGGGUGCUUUGCCGAAUCUAUAAGAAGAAUUCAAGUGUGGAAAGCACAAUUUCUGGGGGUCCAAGCACUGAGCAGAGCCAUGGUUCGCCUUCAUCAUCGUCAUCGCAACUAGAAGAUGUUCUAGACUCGUUUCCGAAUUCGAUAUCCGCAAUGGGCGACAAGUUUCUAAACGUCAACAACUCAUCAAAUCAGACAUUUACCAAUGAAGAUCAGAAGGACAACAUCCAAAAGUUUGAUUCUGGCAACUUUGAUUGGGCUAGUAUGGAUGCAUUCGGGUUAAAUGACCCGACCAACAAUCAACAAAAUUCUACAUGCAUUGAUCCUACAUUCAACAUGCAAAUGAAGUUCGUGAAGUAUUCAUCAGAAGAUGAAGUGGAAAACAGAAUUAGAAGUCAAAGAAUGGAGAAUGCUGCUGGCUAUAUGUUUCCAACAAGCAUGAUGAAUAUGAAUGACCCGUUUGCAAUUCGGUACCCGACCCAACCGAGCAGUUCGGGUUAUGGACAGUGAGAACGCAAUAGUUAAUAAAAGGGAAGUGAUACUCGUACCACAACAAUUGAUAUAUUUAUCACACAUGAGUCUAAUUGACUUGUACAAUGUAUUAUAAAAGUUGUAUGGUGUGAUAAAUAAAUCAGUAUUUUGUGGUACAAAUAUCACUCUCUUUAAUAAAAUGUUGAGGGUGGUCUAUGUAGAUAGGUUAAAUCUUGAAGGAGUUGGACGUAGAUUUUAGGAGUUUGAAAGAAAGACAUGGGUUUGGGUUAGGUGCACCAUGGGACUAAAAGUCAAAAAGAUGAAUGUAAACAGAGUCAAACUGUUUUUUUUGUUCAUUGUAGAUAGCAUGGAAAAUACAAUGGUUUGUUCCCGAA